Messenger RNA from Microplitis mediator, 1251 nucleotides. Its product is annotated as A disintegrin and metalloproteinase with thrombospondin motifs like. Gene Ontology annotation, biological process: proteolysis. Gene Ontology annotation, molecular function: metalloendopeptidase activity. NCBI's taxonomy places the organism in Eukaryota, Metazoa, Arthropoda, Insecta, Hymenoptera, Braconidae. The coding region runs from base 1 to 1251 and encodes 416 amino acids. The record is from RefSeq and is a predicted model, not a curated record. The transcript has 7 exons.
AUGGAAGAAAUAGAAUCUAUGUUGUAUCAUAAUAAAAAUGACAGAAUUACCAUGACCGUCAAUCAACGUCCUGAUGGAAGCAGAGCAAUGAAUGGUAUUAUUGGAGAUAAAAACUGGUAUGUUACACCCGUACCCGAUCGUCUAAGAAACUCGAUAAAUCGGUACAGAAGAUCUAGUGAUGAUAUAAAAUCUGAGCACGAGGACCAAUCCUACCAUUUUGUUUUUGAAAUACCGAAAACUCAUCGUAACACAACUCUGAUGGCUCCACUAACUCAAUCAACGAGAACAAAACGCUCUGCAGGAUCUCCUUCUAUAGUUUAUCCCGAGGUUCUUGUGAUUGUUGAUUAUAAUCUGUACCAACAGCUCGGUGGCUCUUAUCAGAAAGCUGUGCCAUAUAUAUUGAGCUUCUGGAAUGGAGUUGAUAUGAAAUAUCGCGGCCUGCAAAAUCCAAGAUAUCGUUUAAAUAUUGCGGGAAUUCUUCUUGCCGAGGAUCCGACCGCUCUUAUUUAUUUAGAACGAUCAAAAAUCAAUAUAAUCGAUUCAAUUGAUGCUCACGUUUCAUUACAAAUGAGUAGCCAAUGGCUCCACAGACAUACAUCAGCGAUUCCAUCGGAUUUAUACGACGUUGCUGUUACGAUGACAAAAAACCAACUGUACAUGAGAAACGAGAGAACUGGCGCUUAUGAUGAAUAUAUUUUUGGUCGUGCAUGGAUUAGCGGAGCUUGUAAAAAAAAUAAUGAAUAUGGUGAUCAGAGAUCUGCGGUUAUGCACGAUGAUGGAGCUUACGGAGGAAUUCAUACUGCAGCUCAUGAAUUGGGACACUUGCUAGGAGCUAUUCAUGAUGGUACUGAUCAUAGAGAAUGCCCGAAGCAACUGGGUAACAUAAUGGCUGGUGCACCAAUUUUGGAUUCAGACAAUUCGUACAAUUGGUCUCCGUGCAGUUUGAAUGACUUAUCUAAUUUCUUCCGCCGUAGUGACGCCUCGUGUCUUUACAAUAAACCGACACCAGGCAGAGAACUACCGAGAUUGUUACCUGGUAAAAUAUUGAACGCAGAUAGACAGUGUUCAAUAAUUAAUAGGAACACGGUAGCUAUGGUUACUCCUCAGAUUUGUAAGAGAUUGACGUGUCUUGAUCUACAAACCAAUAGGCCUUACACGGAUUGGGGCUGGACGGCUGCUGAUGGUACUGAUUGUGCUCGAGGAAAAAUAUGUCUCUAUGGAGAUUGCGUUGAUGAAAAUGUAAUAGGAUAA